GCAAUAAUAAUAGUAAUAAUAAUAAUAAUAACAAUAAUAAUAAUAGUAGUAAUAAUAAUAAUAAACAUUUACGUAGCUGUCAAGUGACAAGAUUGUGGCUUGAAGUGGAUCUAGAUAAUAGAGAGAAAUUGUGUAUAAUGGUUAAUAUUCUUUGGUUUAUAACUAUUACGUAUUGUGUCGAAUAUUCACUGACUUGAAGGAGGAAGGAAGUGCCUAUAAUACUCUAAUUCCUUCGAUGGAGACGCCGAGGGGCGCCGCCGCGGGGGGCCUCUGAGCGACGCCCUUCCGCUCGCGCAGAUGGAGCAGGUGCCGCUGGAGGCGCUGUGGUGCCAGUGCCAGGGCAACGCCAGCGCCACGCCGCACCUGCACCAGAUCCACGCCCAGGUGGCCCAGAUGCACGCGGACGCCGCCCACCACGCCCUCUGCUACGUGGGCGUGGUCGUCUCGCUCUACCUGCUGGGCCUCGCCGCCAUCAUCGGGCGGUCGGGGCGGUCCGAGCGCCAGGCGGCGGCGUCGGCGCUCGCCUCCUGCCUCUCCGGCGCCCUCGCCUCCGUCGGCCGCCUCGCCGCCUCCGUCGGGAGCUCGAGGGCCGCCCCCGCGGCGCCCACGGCCGUCCGGGAGCAGCCGCUCAGGCCGGCCAUCGCGCUCCUCCCCGUGCCCCUCCAGCAGAUGCCGGGGGCGCCGCCCCCCCGCGACUACUCGUCAAUAAAGCCCUCGGAGCUGCAGGUGCAGCUGGUCGUGCCUGACGACGACGACGACGACGCGGAGGUGUCCAUGAUCACCUCGGUGGCCUAGGGCCUCCGCGACCCGCCAGCGCCGGCAGGACAAUCAGUCGAAAGCUGUGCAGGUUGUGUUGCAGCGUUCCGGGCUUCGAAGCGGCCUUUGCGCGUUCACGGGUGAGGUUCGAACAAACCUGAACAAAAGAAAAAGGAAAACGAAGAAA
Molecule: messenger RNA, 943 nt
Organism: Penaeus vannamei (Pacific white shrimp)
Lineage: Eukaryota; Metazoa; Arthropoda; Malacostraca; Decapoda; Penaeidae
Source: RefSeq, a predicted model, not a curated record